UUAAUCGGAGCAGAAAGAGAGCUUAAAGAAGCCUGGGAUAAGAUCGAUCGAAGCGAGUUACACAAGAGUGGUCUACAAAAUGGUCUAACGUGGAAAUUUGGAUCAGCAGAUAGUCCUUGGUAUCAAGGAGCAGUGGAGUCUCUCGUGAAAGCAGCCAAGAGAGCAAUUGUCUUUGCGGUUGGUAAACGUCGUCUUACGGUGCCCGAAUGA
Messenger RNA from Paramuricea clavata, 210 nucleotides. NCBI's taxonomy places the organism in Eukaryota, Metazoa, Cnidaria, Anthozoa, Malacalcyonacea, Plexauridae. The record is from the annotation of a GenBank genome assembly.